AUGAAGUUCACUAGCGCGCUGGCCAUGUUGGCCUCACUGACCACGGCUAUAGCCACAUCAACAUUCACCCCAAUCAAGCCUCCUUCCCAGCCAUUGGCAGUCCGAUCACCGUAUCUCAGUACGUGGCAGCCGGCCGGCAGUGGUGGUGGUAAUGGAGGCUAUCUUGCGGGCCAGUGGCCCAGUUUCUGGAAUGGCAGAACCCUUGGCUGGCAAGGCCUGAUUAGGGUUGACGGUACUACCUACAAUUUCAUGGGCGAUAUGAGCGGCUUGAGUAAUCUGGUUACUCAGACAAACUAUGAAUACACUGCUACACAGAGUAUAUACACGCAGACUGUCAACAACGCGAUCAAAUUGACCGUUACCUUCCUUUCUCCCAUUACUCCCGAUGACUGGAAGCGUCAGUCUCUGGUCUUUUCUUACAUGAAUUUGUCUGUCGAGUCUAUCGAUGGCAAUACUCAUACAGUCCAGGUUUAUUCCGAUAUUAGUGCUGAAUGGGUUUCUGGCAACUCCAACAACAUUGCUCAAUGGGAGUACGGUACCGCCAGUGAUGAUGUGGUUUACCAUCAAAUCUUCCGUCAAACCCAAGAGGCCUGGACGGAAAUUUCAGAUCAGACUGAGUUCGGCAACUGGUAUUGGGCUACUACCUCGCAAAGCGGUUACAGCUACCAGAACGGCGAAGACUCGGUCGUUCGUGCUCAGUUCAUCAACAGCGGAUCUCUUGCAAACACACAAGACACCAACUAUCGUGCCAUCAGCAACUCCUGGCCAGUAUUCGCUCAUGCAUUUGAUCUUGGUAGCGUCGGAACAAGCUCGGUAUCUCGCGUCUUCUCCAUUGGCUUAUGUCAGGACGAGCCUAUUCAGUACACAACCUCAUCCGGUGUCGUUCCUCAGACUUCUCUGUAUCUCGACUACUUUAACACCCAGCUUGAUGCUUUGAGCUUCUUCCAAACAGACUAUGCUACCGCUUAUGAAUUGUCCAGUGCUCUGGAUGCUCAGCUACAGGAAGACUCCGUGAACGCCAACGGCGAGAACUAUGCUAUUUUGACUACUCUUGGCUUACGCCACGCUUUUGGUGGUAUCCAGUGGACUGGUACCGAAGAAUCCCCGCUUGUUUGGUUGAAGGAAAUAUCUUCUGACGGUAACAUGAACACUGUCGAUGUUAUCUUCCCCGCGCAUCCGGCUUAUAUCUACACCAAUGCCACUAUUUUGAAAUUGCUAUUGGAUCCCUUGUUUCAAAACCAGGAAGCCGGCCUUUACCCAAACACCUAUUCCAUGCACGAUAUUGGCGCUCACUACCCUAAUGCAACUGGUUACCCUGCCGGCAAUGAUGAAGCCAUGCCUCUUGAGGAAUCUGGCAAUAUGAUCAUCAUGACCUUGAUGUACUACGCCAUCACAAAGGAUACAAGCUAUCUUGAACAGCAUUAUAAAUUAUUAUCCCAAUGGGCCGAAUACCUUGUCGCUGAUGCUUUGAUCCCCGCCAAUCAAGCUUCCACAGAUGACUUUGAGGGCGCUCUAGCCAACCAAACUAAUCUUGCCAUCAAGGGAAUUGUAGGUAUCCAGGCGAUGUCAGUCAUUGCCAACUUGACUGGAAACACUGCCGAUGCUUCUAACUACAGCAGUAUUGCCUCCGACUAUGUCACUCAGUGGAUCGGAUUCGCCAACGCCACAACCGAUGAACUUCCUCAUCUUACGUUGAACUAUGGAAACUCAAGCACCUGGAGUCUUCUUUACAACGCAUACGCCGACAAAGCUCUCAACCUCGGCAUCAUCCCUCAAUCUAUCUACGACCAACAGAGCGAGUUCUACCCGUCUGUUUUGGAAGCAUUCGGUAUUCCAGUAGACACACGUCAUCAAUGGUCCAAGUCCGACUGGCAGGUCUGGACAGCUGCCACAGCCAACGAACCUACUCGUCAAGAUAUGAUUGAUGCCGUUGCCACUUGGGCCGCUGCUACUUCUGAAUGGUUGCCUUUCGGUGACUUGUACGAGACUCAAACUGGAGCUUACGUAUAUCAGUUUGCCAACCGACCUGUUCAAGGUGGUUUGUUGGCCGUUCUUGUUGCUAAUAUGGGUCUUAUUGUGUAA
Messenger RNA from Talaromyces amestolkiae, 2082 nucleotides. RefSeq lists its product as uncharacterized. NCBI's taxonomy places the organism in Eukaryota, Fungi, Ascomycota, Eurotiomycetes, Eurotiales, Trichocomaceae. Gene Ontology annotation, biological process: carbohydrate metabolic process. The record is from RefSeq and is a predicted model, not a curated record. Bases 1 to 2082 code for a protein of 693 amino acids. The transcript is spliced from 5 exons.